Molecule: messenger RNA, 2462 nt
Organism: Cornus florida
Lineage: Eukaryota; Viridiplantae; Streptophyta; Magnoliopsida; Cornales; Cornaceae
Exons: 2
Coding region: 1207-2115 (302 amino acids)
Cellular component (GO): membrane
Source: RefSeq, a predicted model, not a curated record
CUGAAAAAUCUUUCCUUUUCUGUAUCACUCUGUAUCAUAAGUAGAAGUAACAGCAAUAGUAUUGAACUAUUGGGUUUUCAUUUCAAACAAUUUAUUUAUUGGAUUUUUGAUCUUUUUGAUCUUUCUCUCUCUCCACUAGUUCAGCUGUAAGCUUAUCUCCAAGAUUUGUUACCUGAGAGAGACAAAAAUUCUCUCACUUUCUCUCUCUCUAUAUACAUAUAUAUGUACACCGCUCAGCCUCUCUGUUACUGGUGUUCUUUAAUGCGAUAUUUUUGGGUCUCUGAGAUCAUGCAAGGCACUUCUCUGAGCUGCAUUUCUCUCUGUUUAUUUUGAUUAGAUUCACUCAUAUUUUUGAAAUGCAGACCGAUAUCGAUUCAACCCCUUAGGGUUUUGGGGCUGUAUUCACCACUGUGAUCAAAACUGAGUGAAGAAGGAAGAUUAUUUAAUUUUCGAAAAUUCGUGGUGUUCUGGGCGAAUUGUGGUGGUGUUGGGUGAUUUGGUUUCGCAUUUGGUUUGAAUAAAUAUUAGAGUUUCUUUGGAGUUUUAAGCCACUCAUUGCUUGCUGGGCCUCGGGCAGAGAGGAACACAUUUCGCCAUUGUUGAACUAUCAGCUCAAGUUUAAGGUUUUCUGGGUUACAAUUGGACCAGGUAAUAAUCUUGUUUUGCACCUGAAUUGUAUUGAUUCUACAUUGAUUUACUCCACCAUAGAAUUAGAACCAUUAUUGUUUGGAAAAGAUUCUGAAUUUUUGCAUAUUUCAAUCAGUUUUUUUGGUUCUCUAUUGGGGAUACUGAUUGAAUAAUUAGGGUUUUCUUCUACGAAAGGUGGAAUGGUGGAAAUUUCUCACCUCAAUUCUCUUUUAGAAAGGACUCAUAAGGGGAAGGGAAAAAAAAUAUGUGAGCCUCAAGGUUUGAAGCUUUAAUGCUGCUUUUUUAUUCAGUUUGAUAAAUUUAUUGUGUAGUGAGUACCAGUUUGAGCUCAUUCAACAAUUAGGAUCGUCAGCAAAUAUAUUUUUAGAAGUGGGUUAGGAGUGAGUUUGAAGCUUCUUUGCUCUCUUGGACCACAAAUCUGUUUUAAAUUUUUGUUUACUGUGGUACUCUGGAUCUGAGUGUAAACUCUGUAUUUUGGGGUUGACUUUUUAGUCUGUCUGGGAUCGACCGGGUUAGAUUGAUUGGCAUUGUGCUGGUUUUCAACACUAAAAAGCAUCGAUGGGACUUCUCCAUAGAAGUCUCGCGAUGCUUCCCCUUUUGAUAUGGUUCUGCUUGUUGUCAAAGCUCAGAGCUCAAUCCUUUGGGUCUUCAACAGGCCCUGCAAGGGCUUUAGAUGCACUUCUCCAAGAUUAUGCUUACCAGGCAUUUGUUAAUCCGAAGACUGGCAUUCCAUUUAAUGGGGAUCCGCCGUCAAAUUUAACCGGGAUUAAGAUUUCAGCAAUGAGGCUCAGGAGUGGAAGCUUAAGGAGACAUGGUGUUCGUACAUACAAAGAAUUUGGCAUUCCUGUGGGUGUGAUUGAAGAGCCAUACGUGAAGAGGCUUGUUCUGGUCUAUCAAAACUUGGGCAAUUGGUCCAUGAUGUAUUAUCCUUUACCCGGGUACAUGUAUUUAGCUCCUGUAUUGGGUCUCCUUGCUUAUGAUGCUUCGAAUCUAUCAGCCAAAAAUUUACCUGAAUUGAAUAUCAGUGCUUCUGCUCAACCCAUAUCAAUCAACUUUUCUGAUGUGAAAUUGGUGCCGGAUGGGUCAGUUGCGAAGUGCGUUUGGUUUGACUUAGAUGGUUUGGCCAAUUUCAGCAAUGUAAUAUCUGGCAAUAUAUGUUCAACCUUUCAACAGGGGCACUUCUCUAUUGUGGUUGAGGGUCCAAAAGCGAGUGGCGGAGAAAAGAAGAAUAAUAAUAAGGUCUGGAUUAUUGUUGGAUCGGUGCUUGGUGGUUUGGGGGCGUUUGUUUUGUUGGGAUUCCUGGUGUUGUGGGUGCAAAGGUGCAGGCAAAGAAAGAAAAUGCAACAAAUGGAAAAUGCUGCAGAGGUUGGGGAGGCACUCCACAUGACCUCGGUGGGGAGCACAAAAGCACCAGCAGCAAUGGUGAUACGGACGCAACCAACCAUUGAGCACGAAUAUGUACCCUAGUUUCUGCAUUUGUACAAGUGCCUAACCUUUUUGAAUGGUGCCAUACACAAGCAUUCAUUCUGUCUGAACUCUGAUGGGUUUUAGGGAAGGAACCAGCUGUUAUGUCUAGCUGUGACCCUGUGGAUCAUAAAUCACUUGCUGCUUGUGACAGAAGCCUGCCCUCAAGGCCUGAGCAACCGACCGGCCACACGUAAUUUGCCGGCUGCCUACCGGGGCACAUUGUGCAGAAUGGACUUGGCCUUUUAGCUAUUCAUAUGUGGUUUCUUUCAAUUAUAGACAAUUAUUCUUUGAGGCAGAUGAUGUGAAUGCUUCCUUUCCUUCUGCAGAAAUUUUUUUUUUUUUUUUUU